GCAUUGGUAUUUAUGGGUAUAUGUGGGGAAGAAAAGCGGUAACAUCAAAACACCAAUGAAAAACCUUAUUUCCUAACCAAUCUUCUCCUUCACAGUAAACAUCUCAUCUCACACAGUUAAGAGAUGGCUGCAGAUGUAGGAUGCUGUGGAACUAAAUUCUGGCUAUACAUAUUGAUGAUCAUAGGAUUAGUAUGCUUCGCUGGUCUUAUGGCUGGUCUCACUCUUGGACUCAUGUCUUUAGGUCUCGUCGACCUUGAAGUUCUCAUCAAAUCUGGUCGCCCUCAACAUCGCAUCCAUGCCGCCAAAAUUUUCCCAGUUGUUAAGAAUCAGCAUCUUUUGCUUUGUACUCUUUUGAUCGGAAAUUCCUUGGCCAUGGAGACUCUUCCUAUUUUUCUUGAUGCUAUUGUGCCACCCUAUGCUGCUGUCUUGAUUUCGGUUACCCUAAUUCUCAUCUUCGGAGAGAUAUUGCCUCAAGCUGUUUGUACACGAUAUGGAUUGCUGGUUGGAGCUACGCUAGCGCCGCUUGUUCGUGUUCUUCUUUUAGUAUUCUAUCCCAUAGCUUAUCCCAUAAGCAAGGUGCUUGAUCGAAUGUUGGGUAAAGGAAAAGCUGCUCUGUUAAAGAGGGCGGAGCUUAAGACUUUUGUGGAUUUUCAUGGGAAUGAGGCUGGGAAAGGAGGAGAUUUAACGCAUGACGAGACAACCAUCAUAGCCGGUGCGCUUGAAUUGACUGAAAAGACUGCAAAAGAUGCCAUGACUCCCAUAUCAAAGGCAUUUUCCCUUGAUUUGGAUGCAACUCUAAAUUUGGAGACCCUGAAUUCAAUAAUGACAAUGGGUCAUAGUAGAGUCCCAGUUUAUGCGGGAGAGCGGACAAACAUUAUGGGACUUGUUCUGGUUAAAAAUCUCUUUAUGGUUGAUUCAAAGGCUGCAGUUCCUCUAAGAAAAAUGAUCAUCAGAAAAAUUCCUCGUGUUUCAGAGAAUAUGCCUCUGUAUGAUAUACUGAACGAAUUUCAGAAGGGUCACAGUCAUAUUGCAGUUGUAUAUAGGGAUCUAAAUGAUAAAAAAGAAAUAUCCAAAAAAAUUAAGAAUGAGGAACAACUAGAGUUCAAGGACAGCUGUAGGAACAAGGGAAAAAGUGCUCCCUUGGAUAAAGGUACAGUGUUGGACUCGCACGAUACUGUGACUGCUGGUAGCAAGACUGACGGCGGUCCACAAGUGAAAAAAAGUCCACCAGCAACGCCUGCUUUUAAAAAGCGGCAUAGAGGUUGUUCAUAUUGCAUUCUGGACCUUGAUAAUGCUCCCUUGCCCGUGUUUCCACCCAAUGAAGUGGUUGUUGGUGUUAUUUCAAUGGAGGAUGUAAUCGAAGAGCUUCUUCAGGAGGAGAUACUUGAUGAAACUGAUGAAUAUGUUAAUAUCCAUAACAAGAUUAAAGUUAACAUGAAUGCUUCUAAGGAGAAGGUUCCUGAUGCAAAUCUGUUGCAGCCUUCUAAUUUAGCAGUUCAAGGACACACACCAACUAAUUCGAUUUCUACAGCUACUUCUGCAACUGGUUCACCUACCACCAUUGAUCAAAUAUCGGAAAGUGAGUCACUCAGGAAUCAAUGAUUAAUCCAUUAAAAGAAUAACAGAGUAACAUAGGUUUCUGUUGAAGAACAAAACGGUAUAUAGUUUGUUGCAAAAGCUUUCCUAUAUGGCAUUAUGUUAAUAUGCAGAAAAGAACACUGAUGCUUGCUAGUUUGGUGCAUACAGCAAAACAGAACGUGUUCAACUUCUGUUCUAUUAUCUUUUUUUUCAUGCCUUUUUAAGAAACUAAAACACAUCACAUUUUUUAUCUCAAAUCUAGUUCUGUUCUAUUUUGAAAUGCACAAAAUAUAUAACAGAACAGAUAUUAUGUUUCAUCUUGUUCUAAAGUCUUACUAAAUGCGUGUGUAAAUACUUCUGAUUCGUGAUAUCCUGAAGAGAAUUGUUGUGCAUUUGUAUCGUAC
This is a messenger RNA of Medicago truncatula (barrel medic), 1982 nucleotides long. Its product is annotated as DUF21 domain-containing protein At1g47330. The coding region runs from base 124 to 1602 and encodes 492 amino acids. Gene Ontology annotation, cellular component: cytoplasm. Gene Ontology annotation, biological process: magnesium ion homeostasis; intracellular manganese ion homeostasis. The transcript is spliced from 11 exons. The record is from RefSeq and is a predicted model, not a curated record. NCBI's taxonomy places the organism in Eukaryota, Viridiplantae, Streptophyta, Magnoliopsida, Fabales, Fabaceae.